Molecule: messenger RNA, 1350 nt
Organism: Kockovaella imperatae
Lineage: Eukaryota; Fungi; Basidiomycota; Tremellomycetes; Tremellales; Cuniculitremaceae
Exons: 3
Coding region: 429-1280 (283 amino acids)
Source: RefSeq, a predicted model, not a curated record
AAAGUCUUCACUCCCGCGGCGCUGAGUCUGUCUUUCUACGCCUUCCGCAGAAGCAGAGAAGACGCAGGUCCGACAGUCAUGCCUUGAACUCCCUUGACGCGGAGAUGACACUCGUUUCGUGCCUCUUACGGCUCGGAAGAGGCGUUUGUGGUGUGGUUUGGAUCCCUGAUUGGCGGGUUGGUUGAACCGAAAGCGCUGAAUGAUGAGCAACGACAACAACGUUGAGCUCAUUUCGACCUCCUUGACGAUCUCACAGAUCUCUAGGCGACAUUGAGUAGGGUGUGCAGAGAUAAGUUAAGCGUCAACCUCUCAUAGCGCUGGACAUCGAGCAAGCAGAAGACUGAAAAUAUUCCAACCACCCGGACACCGGACGACUCUGUAUAAUCUUCUACCUUUUACCAGGGUCAGUCCACAGCUCGGCCGUCAGGAUGAGCGGCAAGUCUACCCUCUCAGACCUCAUCAGGUCAUCUAAGAAUGCUCUGAUCAUUCGAUACAUCCUCAUGGCUUCUCAAUUAGUUCUCAUCCUCCUCACAUUCAUUGUCACUCUCUUAGCUACUUCUGAAGUCGCGCUGAUGGUGCCUCAAAUCGUUUCAUCCAUCAUUCUGUUCGUCUACUUCCCCAUCGCCUUAUUUCUCUCUAUUCGGCCCUCGAGUGUCGCUCUCGAUGCGGCGAGAAUCGAGGUGGCCUACCUCGGGAUCCAAGCGGCGUUUGGAAUGAUCACCAUGGGCAUCGGCAUCACCCUUCUGGCUGGUCCUUCUUGUCAUGCCGCAUUCUCCGUCGACUACCUCCCGAAAACGCUUGCGGUGUGCAAGACCUUCAUCGGCGUGACAAUACUCAACGUCGCGUCCUGUUCGAUCACAUGCGCCUGGCUCGUCUGGCUACUCCACUUGGUCAAUUCCAACGUUUUUGCCGGACGAAAACCGUGGCGCAUGUCCGUAGCUAGAAUGAUCAGAGCGAGAUCGGAUGAUUCAGCAGCAAGAGUGACAUUGAAUGAACACGGUCAAAUUGUCGACCAAGGUGGAAUGUGGCAGCUUGUGGAUCCUUCUGGCGGCAUAGGCUCAGGUCUCAACGGGGAUCAAUGGCCUGAUGUUCAUCCUCAAACCCCGUUACUGGCGCAAGACAGAUGGGACGAGAGGAUGGAUGCAAGGACCGAUAGCGGCAGGGAUAGCGAUGAGUUGACUGUCGUCGGGCGUUUGCAAGCACCACCGCCGUAUGAGAAGUUAGGGAGGGAUGCAGAGAAGAAUGAAGGUGCAGAGUUCAAGUCGCCGGCGGGGCUAUAGGGGGUUAGAUAGAACCGACCACUUGUAGAUGUAGACCUAUGUACACAGCUGAUGGACCUAGACAGACACA